UAUCUCAACUCACUAUCCGAACUUUAUCCAAACCUCACUUGAGUGUACAAUUAUAGAAAAUUCAUGCAGCCUGGCACAUGUCAUACACAACUUGAUCUGACCUUUAUCUCUCUGUAUACCUUUUAUUUGGUCGGUUAUUUACAAUUCACAGGCCAAGGUGAUGUCUUUGUUAGUACAUGGGGGAUAGAAGUAGAUUGCCCGAUAGGUGAAAAGGUAAAAUUAGAUAAUAAGUAAAUAGAUGGGUGUAAAACUAAAACCAACAAAAUGUGCGCUCACCCCAGCAUAAUUGAAGGAUCUACAAUAGGACAAUUACAGUACCCAAGACUGCAAACUGAAUAGCAUAAGCCAAGUCAUUCCUGAAUCUAAGCCACACAACCAGACUUUGCGCACUUGGAACGUGCCACCCAAUUUCAUAGAAAGAGUCAAAUCUGGCAUGAUCGAAGCAUCAUAAUUAUUCAAUAAGCAUAGACACCAAGCUUUAUAGGAGUCGAUACUCUCCCACUGAAAAAAUUUGCCGGAAAACUGCUAUUAAGUGUGUGUCGGUAAGAGAGAAAGGUCUUUUUGUCGCCCUGCAGUAAAGCUGACUUUUUCUCACACUUUCUACAAUUUUAUUUCUGCCUUUCUUGGCAAUUCUCUUAGUAACAUUGAGGAGAAAGAGAGAGUAAGGCCAAGCAUGUUGUGCACAUCUUGGGAAUUGUGGGAUCAGAUUCAUCAUUGAUCAUAUACUGGUUAUCAUCAAAGUCCACUUUGUAACAGAAUGACAAGCAUGGGGCGGCUAUGCUUGAGAGUUGAAAGAGGGUGGUGAUGAGCCUGUACAAGGGAAGAGGCAAAAUCAGAUAUAGAAGAGGAGAGGUAUAUCUCAUGCAACAAGGCCAUGGAUGAGGUACCUGGCUCAGUGGGGACCAGCGCCAGCUUCUCUUUGAGAUUGGGCCAGACCCUCUUUGCCUCUGCCUCUCUUCUUUUCAUGUCUUUGGGUGUUGAUUUCUACAGCUACACUGCUUUCUGCUACCUGGUGACAAUAAUGAGUUUGGUUAUACCUUGGAGUUUGACUCUGGCCCUGGUGGAUGGCUACUCUGUUCUGGUUAAAUGCCCCGUUCGGCAGCCAGGAAUACUGCUGAUCAUUGUCUUCGGAGAUUGGGUGUUAUCCAUUCUCACACUGGCUGCAGCUUGCUCAACAGUUAGUGUUGUGGACCUUCUGCUCCACUUUAAUGGGUCAUAUUGCCCUCCCAAGUUCUGCAGCAGAUAUCAGAUAUCAGCUGCCAUGGCUUUCUUGUCAUGGUUUAUGUCUUUGGCUUCAGCUCUAUUCAAUCUAUGGUUACUCCCCUCCUUGUGAUUUUGUGGCCAGAAUCUCUAUCCUUUUGAUUAUUUUAACACAAACUCGUGUACAUAAAUAGCCUUGAAUCUUAACAGAUGAAGGUUUUUCAAUUAAAGAAUUGUAAAUGGUUGCUGAGCAUUUCUAUAA
This is a messenger RNA of Carya illinoinensis, 1462 nucleotides long. Its product is annotated as CASP-like protein 5C1. NCBI's taxonomy places the organism in Eukaryota, Viridiplantae, Streptophyta, Magnoliopsida, Fagales, Juglandaceae. The record is from RefSeq and is a predicted model, not a curated record. The transcript has 3 exons. Gene Ontology annotation, cellular component: membrane. The coding region runs from base 875 to 1333 and encodes 152 amino acids.